Molecule: messenger RNA, 1434 nt
Organism: Aspergillus clavatus NRRL 1
Lineage: Eukaryota; Fungi; Ascomycota; Eurotiomycetes; Eurotiales; Aspergillaceae
Product: FKBP-type peptidyl-prolyl cis-trans isomerase
Exons: 4
Coding region: 1-1434 (477 amino acids)
Cellular component (GO): nucleolus; chromatin
Molecular function (GO): peptidyl-prolyl cis-trans isomerase activity; macrolide binding
Source: RefSeq, a predicted model, not a curated record
AUGUCCGCCGUUCAGCCCGUCGCAGUUUACGCCCUGAGGGUUCCUGCUGGAGGUCUUUUGAUCCCUGCUGUUCCCGAUGCCGCUGCCAUGUUCCGCGUGAGCAUGGCUGCUAUCGAUCCCGAUGAGACUCCCGAGUUCGAGGAUGGAAACGUUCGCCCCAGAGCUACUCUCAAGAUCGUCCGUCCCCCUGCGGAUAUGGAUAUGGAUGAGUCGGAUGAUGACUACGAGGACGAUUCGGAGGAGGACUCCGAUGAGGAGCUCAAUGGCGGCCCCAGCGACAAGGAGAAGGCCCGCAAGCUCAGGGAGGCUGCUGCUCUCAAGGAGAUGCUGGAGGAUGAGGAUGACGAGGAUGAUGAAGAUGAUGAAGAUGAUGACUUUGAUCUGAAGGCUGCCAUCUCCAAGCUUGUCAAGGGCAAGGCCCCCGCUACGGGUGAUGACGAUGAUGAGGAGGAGGAUGAGGAGGACGAGGGCCUCGAGCUCGAUGAGAUGGUCGUCUGCACCUUGGACCCCGAGAGAAACUGCCAGCAAACCCUGGACAUCACCAUCAACGAGGGUGAGCCCGUUUUCUUCAAGGUUACCGGCACCCACACCGUCUACUUGACCGGUAACUACGUGAUCCCCGCCGAUGACCAUCACCACGAUGAGGAUGAGGACUCUGAGGAGGAGUCUGAUGAGGAUGACUAUGACCUGCCUCCUGAUGGAUCCUACGAUAUCAAUGACCUCCUCGAUGUCGACGAGGAAGACGAACUUGACUCUUUGGAGAAUCCCAGAGUCACUGAGGUUGAGAGCGACGAGGAGGCCCCCAAGCUGGUCGAUUCCAAGGGCAAGAACAAGCGUACCGCCGACUCUGACGAGGAGAUGGCGCUUGACGACCUGAUGGCCAAGGAUGGUAAGGGCAAGGCCGCCGCCAACGCCGAGCCUGCCUUGAGCAAGAAGCAGCAGAAGAAGCUCAAGAAGAACAACGGUGAGGCCGCCGCUGUCGAGGAGAAGAAGGAGGCCAAGGAGGGUAAGGAGGCCAAGAAGGUCCAGUUUGCCAAGAACCUUGAGCAGGGCCCUACUCCCUCUGGUCAGAAGCCCGCUGAGAAGGCCACCGGCACCCUUGGUGUCAAGGAAAUCAAGGGCGUCAAGAUUGAUGACAAGAAGCUCGGAAAGGGUGCCGCCGCCAAGAACGGCAACACUGUGGCCAUGAGAUACAUCGGCAAGCUCGAGGAUGGCAAGGUUUUUGAUGCCAACAAGAAGGGCAAGCCUUUCACUUUCAAGCUCGGCAAGGGCGAGGUCAUCAAGGGCUGGGACAUCGGUAUUGCCGGCAUGGCUGUUGGUGCUGAGCGUCGUAUCACCAUUCCUCCUCAGCUGGCCUACGGCAAGAAGGCUCUUCCCGGCAUUCCGGCCAACUCGAAGUUGAUCUUCGACGUCAAGCUCCUCGAGAUCAAAUAA